Molecule: messenger RNA, 1773 nt
Organism: Tupaia belangeri chinensis (Chinese tree shrew)
Lineage: Eukaryota; Metazoa; Chordata; Mammalia; Scandentia; Tupaiidae
Gene: TRAF4
Product: TNF receptor associated factor 4
Biological process (GO): regulation of apoptotic process; activation of NF-kappaB-inducing kinase activity; positive regulation of JNK cascade
Cellular component (GO): plasma membrane signaling receptor complex
Molecular function (GO): ubiquitin protein ligase binding; zinc ion binding; tumor necrosis factor receptor binding
Source: RefSeq, a predicted model, not a curated record
UGAAGGAGUCUUCAAAUGCCCCGAAGACCAACUUCCCCUGGACUAUGCCAAGAUCUACCCGGACCCAGAGCUGGAAGUCCAGGUGUUGGGCCUGCCUAUCCGCUGCAUCCAUAGCGAGGAGGGCUGCCGCUGGAGUGGGCCACUUCGUCAUCUGCAGGGCCACCUGAAUACCUGCAGCUUCAACGUGGUCCCCUGCCCCAAUCGCUGCCCUGCCAAGCUGAGUCGCCGGGAUCUGCCAGCACACUUGCAGCACGACUGCCCCAAGCGGCGCCUCAAGUGCGAAUUUUGUGGCUGUGAUUUCAGCGGGGAGGCCUAUGAGAGCCACGAGGGCAUGUGCCCCCAAGAGAGUGUGUACUGUGAGAACAAGUGUGGUGCCCGCAUGAUGCGGCGGCUGCUGGCCCAGCAUGCCACCUCCGAGUGCCCGAAGCGCACCCAGCCCUGUACCUACUGCACCAAGGAGUUUGUCUUUGACACCAUCCAGAGCCACCAGUACCAGUGCCCAAGGCUGCCUGUGCCCUGUCCCAACCAGUGUGGCGUGGGCACCGUGGCUCGAGAGGACCUGCAAGGCCACCUCAAGGACAGCUGUAGCACUGCCCUGGUGCUGUGCCCUUUCAAAGACUCCGGCUGCAAGCACAGGUGCCCUAAGCUGGCAAUGGCACGGCAUGUGGAGGAGAGUGUGAAGCCACAUCUGGCCAUGAUGUGUGCCCUGGUGAGUCGGCAGAGGCAGGAGCUGCAGGAGCUGCGGCGAGAGCUGGAGGAGCUGUCAGUGGGCAGUGACGGUGUCCUCAUCUGGAAGAUUGGCAGCUAUGGGCGGCGACUCCAGGAGGCCAAGGCCAAGCCCAACCUCGAGUGCUUCAGCCCAGCCUUCUACACACACAAGUAUGGCUACAAGCUGCAGGUGUCUGCCUUCCUCAACGGCAAUGGCAGUGGCGAAGGCACACACCUCUCGCUCUACAUCCGCGUGCUACCAGGAGCCUUUGACAAUCUCCUCGAAUGGCCCUUUGCCCGCCGGGUCACCUUCUCCCUGCUGGAUCAGAGUGACCCUGGGCUAGCUAAGCCACAGCAUGUCACUGAGACUUUUCACCCUGACCCAAACUGGAAGAAUUUUCAAAAGCCUGGCACUUGGCGGGGCUCCCUGGAUGAAAGUUCUCUGGGAUUUGGUUACCCCAAGUUCAUCUCCCACCAGGACAUCCGAAAGAGAAACUAUGUGCGGGAUGACGCCGUCUUCAUCCGUGCCUCUGUCGAGCUGCCCCGCAAGAUCCUCAGCUGAGCGAGCUGAGUGCAGGCCUGGCUCCAGGGGAGAUGAGGCGCCCCAUGGCCUCAGGCACUGGCUGGACCUGGAGAGGGGGCCGGACCCCCUUUCUGCUGCCCAGUUUCUGUUAUCCUGUUCUCUCUCCCCUGCCAACUCCACCCUCAGGUGCCUCUGAUUGGUGCUUCAGCUCUGGCCCCUCGGGGGAGCAGGUCUCAGGGUCCUCAAGGGCUGGAAACGAUCGAUCCCAGGGCCUGUCUCCACUCCUGGGCAGGGCAGACAUGCCUUGGUACCAGCCAUCCUCAACUGGACUGAGGUGCCUGCUCAGGUGCUAAGUCCCAAGAGCCAUAGGGGGGAGGGAGUUGGGAAAAGGAGGGGUAGUUAAAAGAAUCUGUCUUGAGAUCUCACUUUUCUUCCCCUUUUCCCAGCUGUGCUCCCUCUGGUUAUUUAUUUCCUUAGUGCCAGGAGGGCACAGCAGGGGAGCCCUGAUUUUUAAUAAAUCCUGUAUUGUAUUUAUUAACCUG